CAUCAUCCUCAUCAAUGAGUAGAGAAGAGUAGAGGUGUAGAGGAGGGCCAAAAAAAAAAAAAUCGAUCAUGGAGAGGCCAUGUGGAGCUUGCCAAGUGUGAGCAUUGCCUGCUUGGAAUUGGAAGAAUCCCAUGCGAUGUGUUCCAUUCUGAGCUAGAAAAUCUAGAAUUAUCUGCUGCUCCCAGCAUUGGCUCAUCUGCUCAAGCAAGCCACCACCAGAUUAGGCACAGUUCUGUCCUCCUCAUCCCUGCCAGUAGUGUGCCCCUAUUUCUCUCUGAAUUGAGCUAGUUUCUUUGCUUGAAUUAUUGGUCAGUUCUCUUUGGUUGCUUGUUCAGAGGCUCCAUGUACAAUUAGUUGACCUCCAAGUGAGCCAUGUUGCAGAUUACUAGCUAGCAAGAGAGUUGUAGAUCUUCUUCUUGUCAGAUUCAUUGUAGAUACAAUCAGUUUUGUUCUUCAGAUUUGCUGGUGAAAUUCCUAGCUAGAUCCAUAUCCAUCCUUAAGUGCAGAGGCCUGGAAUCUUAUCUUGAGAGGUAGCAGUAUAUCCAUCUGUAUUGUACUGGUGUCUGUUCUUUGCCAGAUUGUUGGGGCCUCGAAAAAGAUCAAAUCUUUAUCGAGUAGAGGAAGAGGUAGAGGAAGGAGGAGCAAUGGCGAUGGAGCCGACGGUGAAGGUGGCGCUGGGGACGGCGGCGUUCGGGAUCUUCUGGGUGCUGGCGGUGUUCCCGGCGGUGCCGUUCCUGCCGAUCGGGAGGACGGCGGGGUCGCUGCUGGGCGCGAUGCUGAUGGUGCUGUUCGGGGUCAUGUCGGCCGACGAGGCGUACGCGGCGGUGGACCUCCCCAUCCUGGGGCUCCUGUUCGGCACCAUGGUGGUGAGCGUCUACCUGGAGCGCGCCGACAUGUUCAAGCACCUGGGGAAGGUGCUGUCAUGGCGGAGCCAGGGCGGCAAGGACCUGCUCGUCCGCACCUGCGUCGUGGCGGCGCUGGCGUCGGCGCUCUUCACCAACGACACCUGCUGCGUGGUGCUCACGGAGUUCAUCCUCAAGAUCGCGCGGCAGAACAACCUGCCGCCGAAGCCCUUCCUCCUCGCGCUCGCCUCCAGCGCCAACAUCGGCUCCGCCGCCACGCCCAUCGGCAACCCGCAGAACCUGGUCAUCGCCGUCCAGAGCGGCAUCUCCUUCGGCCAGUUCGUCUUCGGCAUCCUCCCCGCCACCCUCGUCGGCGCCGUCGUCAACGCCGCCAUCCUCCUCUGCCUCUACUGGCGCCACCUCUCCGACGAGAAGUGCGUCGAGGUCGUCGCCCCCGUGCCCACCGACGUCGUCGAGGAGGAGGACGUCACCUCGCACCGCUUCUCGCCGGCCACCAUGUCCCACCUCCGUUCCUCCCACCACCACCACCACCAGCCAGGCUGCUCCAAGCUGGAUUCUUUGGACCACCACUCCUGCUGCGAGGUGUACGAGCCCGUCAAGCCCACCACCAACGGCGACUCCAAGGCGGACCCCGCCGUCGGGAUCCACCAGAGGCGGGGCGCCGCCGUGAGGGCGAAGGACGCGCCGUCGUUCCGGUGCGUGGAGGAGAAGGAGGCGGAGGCGAUGGAGCAGUGGAAGAGCACGCUGUGGAAGACGUGCGUCUACGUCAUCACCCUGAGCAUGCUGGUGGCGCUGCUGCUGGGUCUCAACAUGUCCUGGAGCGCCAUCACCGCCGCCCUCGCGCUCAUCGUCCUCGACUUCAAGGAUGCCCGCCCCUGCCUCGAGAAGGUUUCCUACCCACUUUUGCUCUUCUUCUGUGGGAUGUUCAUCACUGUCGACGGAUUCAACAAGACCGGCAUUCCUAGCGCGUUCUGGGAAUUCAUGGAACCCUUCGCACGGAUCGAUACACCGAGCGGGACAGUAAUCCUUGCUCUGGUUAUUCUUCUCCUCUCAAAUGUUGCAUCAAAUGUUCCAACUGUUCUCCUGCUUGGCGCUCGGGUGGCAGCAUCAGCAGCGGCCAUCUCCCCGGCCGCAGAGAAGAACGCCUGGCUCAUCCUGGCCUGGGUGAGCACGGUGGCCGGCAACCUCUCCCUCCUCGGCUCCGCCGCCAACCUCAUCGUCUGCGAGCAAGCGCGGCGGUCGGAGCAGCACGGGUACACCCUCUCCUUCUUCAGCCACCUCCAGUUCGGCUUCCCGGCGACGCUCAUCGUCACCGGAAUCGGCCUGCUGCUCAUCAGAACCAACUGAAAGAAGGGUGCAGGAACAGAUGAGCACAGGACAUGGAUCGAUGAACAUGUACAAAAAAAGGAGGAUGAAAAGAUUGUGAAUUUUCAGGUCAGGGUCGCUUGUAUCUCUGCAAAGAUUCAAUUUGUGGGAUAAGAAUUCUAUCGUUGCCUCGUAAUUAAGCACGGAUAUCAUGGUGCUUGGAGGCCUUUUGAGCUGUAAAUUUUAUUAGUUUAUAUUGGGGGAAGAAAGGAUGUACAUGUUGCAGUAGCAAGAAUCAUAAAAGUGGAAAUGUAUAUUUUUUUUUGGGUCCAGCGUUCUACUUGUAACAAUCCCAAAUAUGUUUUGAAGUCGAAUUAUUUUACAGGUAGGAGAGAAAAAAAAUGAAUGAAAUGCAUGCCAUUCUCGAUGCAGCUAAA
Oryza brachyantha (malo sina) is the source of this 2605-nucleotide messenger RNA. RefSeq names its product silicon efflux transporter LSI2-like. Gene Ontology annotation, cellular component: membrane. NCBI's taxonomy places the organism in Eukaryota, Viridiplantae, Streptophyta, Magnoliopsida, Poales, Poaceae. Gene Ontology annotation, biological process: transmembrane transport. The transcript has 3 exons. The coding region runs from base 645 to 2210 and encodes 521 amino acids. The record is from RefSeq and is a predicted model, not a curated record.